UACAGUGAGAGGCAGUCCCACAUCAGGGAUGCUGACAGUGCCCCCCAGCCCAUGGGAGGGACCCAGCCUCAGUGGUCCCGGUGCUGAGGCUGAGGACCGCGUCUUGCAGAGCUAAGGCCACUGAGUGGGCUUAAUUGCUUCAAGUCAUGCGUGUGUCUGGCUGGCUCUGGCCGGCUCCCUGCUGCCUCCUAGGGUUGCCUGGAGCCCACUGGCUGCCCAUGGCUGGACCCCAACCUGUGGGGGACUCCCUGGUGGUCAGGGGGACCUGCACUUUGUUCACAUCUGAAGGGAGGAGGCAGCUAUGCCCUGCGCCUCGCUCACCCCACCCCUGGAGAGGGUGGCCGUGCGUCCUGCUCCUACACUGGCUUGUGUUUCAGAGGCUGAGGGGAUCUGGCGGUGGAGCGCUAGGAUCAGACGCCCCCGCGAUGACCAGCUCCCCCGUCUCCAGAGUCGUGUACAACGGCAAGAGGACCAGCAGCCCCCGCUCCCCACCCAGCAGCAGCGAGAUCUUCACCCCUGCCCACGAGGAGAACGUGCGCUUCAUUUACGAAGCCUGGCAGGGCGUGGAGCGAGAGCUGCGCAGCCAGGUGCCGGGUGGCGAGCGGGGCCUGGUGGAGGAGUACGUGGAGAAGGUCCCUAACCCCAGCCUGAAGACCUUCAAGCCCAUCGACCUGAGCGAUCUGAAGCGCCGGAGCACUCAGGAUGCCAAGAAGUCCUAGAGCGCCAGGCGCCCCUCCACGGCCUCCGGAAGAUCAGGGUGCCAGGUGUCGGUUCCCUCCUGUCCCUUGGCUCUGCUCCUGGGAUGGGGGUUCUUGCUCCAGCAGGCUGCAGACCCCAGGACCGGCGUGACUGACGGCUCAGGCCUGCCCCUGCUCCCCAAUCCCCCUUCCUUCCUCCUUGGGGGUCUCAAGCUGCCCCCGUCAUGGGGGUCUGGGCCCUGCCCACCCUCCCACCUCCCCCAGCCACCUGGCUGCAUCUUUGAAGCUGCCUGGCCCCCAGGGGACCUGACCUGACCUCUCUCCUCUCCCCUCAUCCCCCUCCUCUCCCGUCCCUGGCCACUGCAGGAUCAGGAGGGGAGAAGAAUGAGUCUUUGCUGCCUCCCAGGCUGCUGAGACUGGGCUGUUUUUGUCUUUGAAGUGGCCAGGACACAGGACAAGGGCAGCCCCACCUCAUCCAGCUUGGGUCCCCCGAAGACCCUUGCUGCUCCUGUGGCCUGGACAUGCUGGGGAGCUUCUCACCCCUACCCCCACCAUCUAGCCUGGCCCCUUCCCUGACUUAGCUUCAAGAUGGCACCAGCUCUCUGGGCCUAGGAUACUGCCAGGCCCCCCAAAGGGGUCCCUAGCAACUAGGCCUAGCCGCGUAGUGUCUGCAGCCACAGUGGCCCCGUGGGCAUGGGCACCCAGGCUGACCCUGAGGUGCUGCUGCUGGGUCUGUCCUGGCUUGGGGGUGUGCUGGGAGGGUCACCAGGGCCCCUUUUUCUUCCUGUGCCCUCUGAAAGCCAAGUGUCUGUGUGGCUGUGGAGCGUGAGGGUCUAUGAAUAAAGGCAGUGGCACUGGG
Sapajus apella (tufted capuchin) is the source of this 1557-nucleotide messenger RNA. RefSeq names its product MAPK regulated corepressor interacting protein 1 (gene MCRIP1). Lineage: Eukaryota; Metazoa; Chordata; Mammalia; Primates; Cebidae. The transcript has 4 exons. The coding region runs from base 147 to 719 and encodes 190 amino acids. The record is from RefSeq and is a predicted model, not a curated record.